Messenger RNA from Erpetoichthys calabaricus (reedfish), 1656 nucleotides. RefSeq lists its product as uncharacterized. The coding region runs from base 1 to 1149 and encodes 382 amino acids. The transcript has 15 exons. NCBI's taxonomy places the organism in Eukaryota, Metazoa, Chordata, Cladistia, Polypteriformes, Polypteridae. The record is from RefSeq and is a predicted model, not a curated record.
AUGGCGGAUGGUCAAAUUGGAGCCCCAGGAUUCUCUGGAGACACUGGCGAGCGAGGAUACAUUGGAUAUCCUGGUAUUACAGGAGAAAGAGGAGAUGCGGGAGAAAAGGGAGAUGAAGGCUUGGGUGGCAUCCCCGGCAUUGAUGGUGAACCAGGAGAAGAUGGUCCAAUAGGAGUACCUGGAUUUGAGGGUGAACCUGGACCAUUUGGACACAAGGGUGAGAAGGGAGACCCAGGACUUAGAGGACCUCAGGGACGACAGGGUGCGCAGGGACCUAAAGGAGACCCAGGAGAUCCAGGCUUGGUUGGAAAACCGGGGACUUUAGGGUUGAAAGGUCAACCAGGAGCCCAAGGAGAGACGGGACCAGAUGGUGACAAGGGUGAAAUAGGCAGACAAGGUGUUAAAGGAGUACACGGGGACAAGGGUGUGACGGGCUUCAGAGGAGACAAAGGAAAGCUUGGUGAACGUGGUUUUCGGGGAACAGAUGGGGUAGUUGGACGGAGGGGACCUCCUGGAAUUCCUGGCUCAAGAGGACCCACAGGUGCCUCAGGAGAUGUUGGCGAUACAGGAGCUCAAGGACCAAAGGGAGUCCAGGGACCUCCGGGUCCAGGAUUAAGUGAUGCACAGAUCUAUGAAUUGUGUCGUGGAGUUGUAACAGCCCAGAUAUCUCAGCAUGCAGCUGCAAUUCGAUCCAAGUGUGCCAGUGGCUGCCCCAUUAAUAACAUGACACUGAUUGGACCUCCAGGCAAAAGGGGACUACCUGGUCCACCAGGAAAACCAGGCAAAGGUGGACUGUCUGGUGCUAAAGGAAAACAAGGUCCAAGAGGGCCAUUAGGAGUAAAGGGGCAGAAAGGAGCAACGGGGGUACAAGGCAAACACGGCAGAAAAGGACAGAGAGGAGACCCAGGAACUGGGCUGCGGGGUCAUGAUGGACCCCAAGGACCUCGAGGAUAUCCUGGCUAUGAAGGUGUUACAAAAGAUGGCAUUCCAGGGCUGGAAGGACCUCGUGGUUACUCUGGUGCUGUAGGACAACCGGGAAUUGCUGGUCCUAUUGGAGUACCUGGAGUAUGUGAAGCUCGGGACUGCAGCAUCCACGCUCCCGCACUACGAGCUGAACAGGGCUUAGUGAAAGGACCAUUGAUUAACUGAGUUGACAGUACCCAUGGGGAACAAACUUCAAGCAAUGGCGGCACAAUUGGGAGUGGGUGCCCUCAUUCAUUCAUGACUUUUGAAAUUGCUUAAAUGCAUGAGCUUUUGGUCCAAUGUCUUAUAUGUAUUUAUACAAGUGUCCAAUUCUUAAUUUGUUUACAAAAAUAUUUUUUUUAUUGUAUAUCUGCAAAUGUUCCAUUUUUUUUUUUUUUAUAGUCGAGUUCAGAAGAUAAAAUGAAACUCAUCUCAGUCUAACGGCCAAAAUCCCUGGAGUCCAAACUAUGCCUUUGUUUCCCGAUCCAUUCUAGAAGAAACCAAUUAAUUUCUACUCUUUAAAAAGACAAGUGUCUUUGUAAGUCUAAACAUCAGAUGAAUGUCUUAGUCUUAAGUCCAUCAGCAGGAGAACAUCUCCUUUUAGAUCUACGCUGUACACAGAAUAUGUAUUCCAAAUCCAAACAAAAAAUGUGAACUUCCAAUGUCAAAUAAAUGUCUUUUUGAUUUCCAAAA